AUGGCUCCCAACAUUCCUACACAUAAAGCCACUACCAACCUGGCAAUACAGUGGAACAUUCUAGGUUUUAAAUCCCGCCUAUCUGAUAUUCAAAUUCUCGUUGCUAAAUUUUCUCCUAUUAUCUUAGCAUUGCAAGAAACUUUUGUCCCAGACACUGCCAUCAACCGAAAUUCCAUCAAAGGUUAUCAGCUCAUCACCCACAAAGAUCCCCUCAAUCCCUACAGUAGAGGCGUUGGUCUCGGUAUCAAAAAUGGUUUUCCUUUCUCACCAAUUCCUAUCCAAUCCAACCUCAACACCAUCUGCAUUCGCCUACAGGCUCCAAUAAAAAUCUCAGUUGUUUCCCUCUAUGCCUCACCAUCCCUCCCCUUCCAAGACUUUGCCAAAGGCUUCGAAGAACUCAUUCGUCAAAUUCCACCCCCCAUAAUACUAUUAGGUGACUUCAACGCUCAUUCUACCGAAUGGGGAGGUAAAACAAUUGACCGUCGUGGUCGUUUCCUCGGGGAUUUUACCCUAGCACAAAGCUUAACCAUCCUGAACAACGGCUCCCACACUCGUAUCUGUCCCAGCUCAGGAAACACUUCUGCUUUGGACCUUAGCAUCUCCUCUUUGUCACUCGCAUCUAAACUUAGCUGGAACGUUCUGGACGACAGUGGAGGAAGUGAUCACCUUCCAAUAUUAGUAAAACUAGAGCACCCGACCCCUAUAGCCGCCACCAGACCCCGAUGGCGAUACCAGGAAGCCGACUGGCUCGGCUAUCAAAAUCAUGUCGAUCAUCUUCUUUCACUCUCUGUCCCAAACAACAUCGACUCCUUCAACACGAUUCUUCUCGAAGCCGGCACCAAAUUUAUUCCCCGAACUAAUGGUACACCUGGUAAAACUGCUGUCCCUUGGUGGGGCCCUGAAGUCCGUGAAGCAAUAAAAUUAAGAAGAAAAGCCCUUCGAACACUAAGGCGUAUCCCCAACGACGAUCCACGAAAACAAAACGCCCUUGAGGUAUUCAAAAAUGCUAGAUCUUCCGCCAGGGCAGCAGUCCGCACUGCCAAGACAAACGCAUGGCAAACUUUUACUGAGGAAAUCCAUCCAAAUACCCCCUCUAAAGUCCUCUGGAACAAAAUCAAAGCUCUAAAUGGAGAACCUAGGAAAAACCAAUUUCACCUUCUUUUAAAUAGACACUAUACCAAUGAUCCAUCUUCACUAGCCGACGCGUUUUCCUAUCACUUUACCUCCACUACUUCUACCCUCAACAACAACAAUCCAACCACCACCAAUCGUCCCGUCCCACCACCCGUCGACUCACCUAUCUCUACUAUGCUCUCCACCCCGUACAAUAACAUUUACAAUUCCGACUUUAGCCUUGAAGAACUCCAUUCAGCUCUACGUAAAGUUAAGGGUUUGUCUUCCGGCCCCGAUGACAUUGGAUACCCAUUUCUCAAACACCUAUCCCUCCUUGCCAAAACCACCUUCCUAGAUAUAAUAAAUAAUAUUUGGAGCGAAGGACACAUUCCUGAGGAAUGA
Messenger RNA from Uranotaenia lowii, 1515 nucleotides. RefSeq lists its product as uncharacterized. Bases 1 to 1515 code for a protein of 504 amino acids. The transcript has a single exon. Gene Ontology annotation, molecular function: catalytic activity. The record is from RefSeq and is a predicted model, not a curated record. Lineage: Eukaryota; Metazoa; Arthropoda; Insecta; Diptera; Culicidae.